GACUGUUGAUAAACUUAAAAAUGUAAUAGGGUUUAUUAAAAAAAAAAGACACAGGUAUACAAGCUCUCAAUUGUCCAAAAAUGAUAAUUUUAUUUCAGAUUUAAUUGCUUCCAAUUAUUUAAAAAAAGACAGGUAAAAAAACAUUCCUUCUUGAAAGAGACAGGUUGGCCCAACAGUGGUAACAAUGUUCUGAAUGUAUUUUUGCUGUUCUUUUGUAAAAAAUAAAUAAAUAAAUAAACUGUUAAUUACCUUCAUGGCAUUUAAUUGCUUCCAUGACUACGGUUAAGCACUAGCAGGCUCAAACAAAUGGUAUUGUGUCCAUGGUAUAUUGCACAUUUUGGGUUAAUAUUUUCAAGACCUCAAGGUCAGCAGAAAAGCAGAACCUAGGUAUGGUUGUUAGUCUAUUCUUUUCUGUUAGGGUUGGGUAACACGCUCCUCCUCAUGCUCACGAAAGGAAAAUGCAGUGAUUAUCAAUCAUAAUCGCUAAAUCCUAGUUGUAUACUCCUGUCUUGUUGUUAUGUUUGCUAAGCUGUAGCAGAACAAAGUCAACAGAAAAGGUGCGAUUAAUAGCAUAACUUUGGAAACCUGAGCAUAAAUAUCAGUGAGAGUAUCGGCCGGGACACUCAACUGGAAGGGUUCUGUCUGCCUGACUGGAUACCGCAGGGAAUCUGGGGAGAGAACAGAUUUCAACAACUGAGAUUCAUUGCUGACCUACCCAAGAGCAAAGAUAGACUAUGAGUGUGCAAAAGAAGCUGGGAGAAAUCAAGCUUUCCCGAGUCACUUUCCGUGCAUCAUCCAGACCACAACAGGAAAAUGCUUUGCAGAAAUCAACAGAUCCUUUAGCCUCAAGAGCAAUUCCAGCUGUCAAACCUCAGCAAGGUGAAGGAGCUCAAAAGGCAGCAGAUACGAGGCAAUCUGGAUCAACCAUCAGCCUGAAAGGCCUACUGGCUGCACAGCGUCUUACUCGGGAGCUGAAGAACCGAGUGGCAUUAAGGAGAAAAACCAGAGCCCGGACACAGAAUUGCAGUCCAAUAACGAUUAUAAAUGAGCAGACUCCUGUUAAUUCUGCAAAUCCUGUACAUAGGUUUCCGAAUGCUCAUGUGAAGGAGCUAAUCGAGGAGUUCCUGGCUACAAAGCUGAAGAAUGAGCCCUAUGAUCCCUGUACUUGUGCCAGCCUCACUAAAGACUUGUGUGAAGACAUUAAAAAGAUCGUUAGAAGAGUGACUCCUCCCCGAUACAAACUUAUUUGCAGCAUGGCUAUUGGGAGCAAGCAUCGGGAGGACAUUAUGGUGACCAGUCAAUGUCUAUGGGACGCAUACUCAGACAAUGUCACUUCCUGUAGCUUCCAGAACCGCACUCUAUUCUGUGUAGUUUUGGUGUAUGCUGUUUAUUUUGAAUAGGAAGCAGCUUUUCCGUUCUUUAGUUUAUUUAGACGUGAUAGAUUAGGGCAUAGAAUGCAGUCCGAGUCAACAUAGGACUCUAUAGAAGUAAAUAAUCCGGAUUUCAUUUCACAUAAAUUAAUAAACUUGGAUGGCAAAUUCAGACACUCUUGGUUUGAAGGACAUAUAGUAUUGCAAAGAAAGAGUCUUUUGGGCUGAGUUACUAAGAUAAAUGCUAAAUUGCACCAGUACAUUUGCCCAGAGCAAACUGCUGAUUGGUUGAUAUGGAUAAUUUCAUUAUCAUGCAGUGAUGCUAUUUAGCACCUAUAUUCAUAAAUCAGCUUUGAGUAUUUACGUUUGCUAUGUAACUGUGGGUAAAACAAUGUCUGUUUUGUUAUAAAGAUUUUGUAAUAGACAUGUAUUUUGUAAAUUUUUCACUGUACCUCUGUGUAACUUUGACCUCUGACCUUUGCAGCUCUGUGCAGCUGCUUGAAUAAAAUGAAAAAUAAUGUCGCAUAACAUUUAGAGAUGCAAAGAAUCCAGUGCAUAAUUACUGGGGGUGCCAUGAUAAUUUAUAUCUUGUGACAGGGCAGAGGUACAUUUAUCUGAAUACUAACCAGGUGCAUGCCUAAAUGUAUUUCUGGGGGGGGGGGGGGGGUGUCCUGGUGAGGGGCCUGGGUGCAUCCUGCUCCCAGGUUCCAUCUUGGUUACCUAAACCAUUGACAGAAUUCAGCAUUUGGUUUGGACAGAGCCCAGCACAGAUUUGACUGACUCCCAAGUGUUCAACUGAAAGUCAUGUGGCUCUAUAGCUCAGGCCAUUUUUUGUUCACAAUAUUUGCAGGCUUCUCACAUUUAAUUAUGUGUUAAAGUGAUAGUGGAACCUCUAGUUUUGGGCUUAGAUCUCUACUUUGAUGGCAAUAAUAACUAUUAAUCACAAAAUUACUGAUGUAAACCCACAAAUUAGUAACAUAUA
Molecule: messenger RNA, 2352 nt
Organism: Xenopus laevis (African clawed frog)
Lineage: Eukaryota; Metazoa; Chordata; Amphibia; Anura; Pipidae
Product: dynein light chain Tctex-type 5-like
Exons: 5
Coding region: 735-1400 (221 amino acids)
Source: RefSeq, a predicted model, not a curated record